Molecule: messenger RNA, 1886 nt
Organism: Lonchura striata (white-rumped munia)
Lineage: Eukaryota; Metazoa; Chordata; Aves; Passeriformes; Estrildidae
Source: RefSeq, a predicted model, not a curated record
CUGCCACGAUGAACCGGACGCUCAGCAUGAGGGCAGGAGGUGGAGGCCGAUCCUACAGUGCAGCCUCGGCCAUAAUUCCAAGCAGCAACAGGGCUGGCUUUAGCUCUGUGUCUGUGGCACGAUCAGGAGGAGGAGGAGGUGGCUUUGGGAGGCUCAUUGGAGGAGGUGGUGGUGGCAGUUCUGGUGGUGGUGGAGGUUUUGGCAGCAGGAGCCUCUACAACCUUGGUGGUAGCAAGAGGAUUUCCAUCGGGGUUGGAAGCAGCUUCCGAGCUGCUUUUGGAAGUGGAGCUGCUGGUGGCUCUGGCCUGGGAGGUGGUGGAUCUGGCUUGGGUGGAGGUGCUGGUGGGCUUGGCUAUGGUGGUGGUUAUGGAGGUGUGGGUACAAUCCAAGAAGUGACCGUAAACCAGAGUCUUCUGGCACCGCUGAACCUGGAGAUAGAUCCAAACAUCCAACAGGUGCGGAAAGAUGAGAAGGAGCAAAUCAAGACCCUCAACAACAAGUUUGCUUCUUUCAUUGACAAGGUUCGCUUCCUGGAGCAGCAGAACAAGGUGCUGGAGACCAAAUGGACCCUUCUGCAGGAGCAGGGCCAAAAAAACAAUUCUGGCAAGAGCAACCUGGACCCGCUCUUCGAGGCCUACAUCAACAACCUGCGGCGACAGUUGGCCAACCUGCUCAAUGAGCGGGGACGCAUGGAUGGGGAGCUGAAGAACAUGCAGGACCUUGUGGAGGACUUCAAAAACAAAUAUGAAGAGGAAAUCAACCGGCGCACAGCGGCAGAGAACGAAUUUGUGGUGCUCAAGAAGGACGUGGAUGCUGCUUACAUGAACAAGGUGGAGCUGGAGGCCAAGGUGGACGCCCUGAGUGAUGAACUCAACUUCCUCCGAGCCCUCUAUGAGGCGGAGCUGGCCCAGCUCAGCGCCCAAGUGUCUGACACCGCCGUCAUCCUGUCCAUGGACAACAACCGGGACCUGGACCUGAGCAGCAUCAUUGCUGAAGUCAAAGCUCAGUAUGAGGACAUCGCCAACCGGAGCCGUGCCGAGGCCGAGGCUUGGUACCAAACCAAGUUUGAGGAGCUGCAGGCCACGGCUGGGAAACAUGGUGAUGACCUGCGCAACACGAAGGGUGAAAUCUCAGAGCUCAACCGGCUCAUCCAGAGGAUCCGUUCUGAGAUAGAGAACACAAGGAACCAGACGGCCAUCGGAGACUCUGAGGAGCGCGGGGAGUUGGCCCUCAAGGACGCCAAGGCAAAGAUGAUUGACCUGGAAGACGCCCUACAGAAAGCCAAGGCUGACAUGGCCCGGCAGCUCCGGGAAUACCAGGAGCUCAUGAACGUCAAACUGGCCCUGGACAUCGAGAUUGCGACCUACAGGAAGCUGCUGGAGGGAGAGGAGAGCAGGCUCAGUGGGGAGGGACUGAACCCCAUCAGCUACUCAGUCAUCAGCUCUGGCUCCAGCAUUGCUGGUGGAGCUGGUUUAGGAGGAGGAUUUGGUGGACUGAGCCUGAGUGGAGGAGGCGGCGGAAGUGGUUUUGGCCUUGGAGGAGGUGUUGGAAAUGGUUUUGGCCUUGGAGGAGGAGGUGGGAGCAGUUUCGGUCUUGGAGCUGGCGGUGGAGGAGGAGGAAGCUACAGUUUUGGAAGCGGAGGAGGACUUGGACUCGGGGCUGGAGGUGGUCUUGGAGGUGGAUUUGGAGGAGGGAGUGGUCUGGGCACUGCUGGCAGCUACAGCCAUGCCGGAGGCGGCAGCAGCACCCUGAGCACCAGCGGAGGGAAUUUCAGCUCUGGAAGUGCAAAAGGCACCAACCCAGGUGUGAAAAUUGUCUCCAAAACCUCCUCCAGCAAAAAGAGCAUAAAAAGCCAAAGCCUGAAGAAUGCCACAGAGCCCGAGUAA